This is a messenger RNA of Schizophyllum commune H4-8, 1614 nucleotides long. RefSeq lists its product as uncharacterized. The transcript has 3 exons. Lineage: Eukaryota; Fungi; Basidiomycota; Agaricomycetes; Agaricales; Schizophyllaceae. Bases 211 to 1542 code for a protein of 443 amino acids. The record is from RefSeq and is a predicted model, not a curated record.
CUCCCCCACCGUCCGCGCCCGCUGCGACUCGCUCCGCUGCUCGGCACUGCGUAGCCUUACUCUAUUCACGCCUCUAAUAAAGUCUAUUUUUUCGUCUAAUCCCUCGAUCGCGUCGUCGCGCGCAUCGCGUUCAUCGACGCCGCCCUUGAGACGUGAACCCUACACUACACUACACGCGCUGCCUGCCCGAGCCGAUUGGCAGCAGCUAUAAUGCAUCCCUAUCAGCCGGAGGGCCUUACCGGCGCGGAGCUCGCGACGGCGAACAAAGAGCAGGUUAAGCACUGGAUACGAUUGACGAAGAAAGCGGCGGAGGCGGACGACACGAAGAUCGACCUCAAGCUCUCGGGGAAGGUUGCUGAGCUACGUGCUCGCCUUGCCGCGUUCCUCGGGUUGGACAUCACCAACGUCAUUAUCUCGAAGACGAAGGCGAGCGCGGCUGUCAAGACGGAGACGACUAUCGACGAGACGAUUCGUGCGAAGCAGUGGGAGCAUUGGCACGUCCUCGGUGACGAGUGGUUCAGGGCGGCUCAGAAUCAGAUGCCAUUCCGUCUACAGCAGACUGGUCAAGAACUUCCCAUCGCACGCGACACCGUGCUCUUCAAGUCCAUCUGCGAUGUUAUCGCGGCAUUUCCCCUUCGGCCCACCGAUCCCAUCGCACCGCCUCAAGAACGCCUCACCAAUGUCAGUCGGCAAACCGUCAACCUCUGGAUCCAAGCUGUAUGUGAUGGUCAGGAUCGGCUCGCUCUUGUAUACCUCCAUACGCUUCGUAACCUCCUGUACAAUAUGUCUGAAGGGGCUCAUUUCCUCAUGACGACGUCAACAACGAUGGACGAUUCGCCGCCGACGCCGGGCCCGGUAACGCCUUCACAUCUACCCCAACUGCCUAUCUCUACAUCCAUCGCCUCCCCCACACCAUUGACACGCACAUCGUCACUCAACAUCAUCAACAAUAACGCUUUAUCGACCUUUCCGACACCUCCGCAAGUUCUGCGUACUCAGGAAGCAAUGACGACGCAAGCUGAUGCUGCCAUCGCCAACACCUCCAGUGUGACGCUCAUCACACUUCCCACCGCCGCCACGCUCCAAGAUGCAAUUUCUCAGUGCGAGAGCGGACUUGUUGCGCGCAUCCGAGCGGCGUACGGCCCUCACGAGGGCAAGAAAGGCACGGCCGCCAACCCUGCUAUAUGGGCGACGUACAAGGUCAACAUUACGCGGCGUGAGCGCCUCCAUUCAGUCCUGCAGGAGGACUUUGAUGGCGACAAGGAGCGCUUCUUUGCGUUCUUUUCCAAGCCUGACUCUCAUCCCAAACGGGGGAUGAAGAGAAAUCGUGCGACAAUGGAGGCCCAGGCUAGCGACAGCACUGCCAACCCGCGCGUGAGUUUUGCGGUGAAUCAGGUGGUCGACGCCAUUCCCAAGUGUAGGGCAGAUGUCAAGAUGGCCAUGUGCGACCUCAGCGCCGUCGAGCGGUUGGAUAGGUGGGGCGUAAAGAACGACUUCGAGAUCUGGCGUGAGUUGGGGCUCGAGCGAUAUGGAUCCAGGUAGUCGUUUGGACUCGUUAGUUUCUAGUAUUUUAGUUUCGUAUAAUUGAUACUCAAUGUCGAUCUCAUGCCGCGG